AUGGACGUCUCGUCGCUUCAUGGCAGCUCGAGCAACAGCACCGUGAGCAGCGCGGCUGCUCGACCGCCGGGGCGACUGUUGCGGCAAGAAGCGGCCGAGCAAGCGCAACACGGCCGUGACACGUUCAAUAUGGCGCUACGGAUCAAUUACCUGGAAGAGCAGUUGCUGCUACUGAAAGGCGGAGAAGACUGUACAAAGACCGACGUGCUCGUUGAACUGGCCGAGCUCCGCGACGCAGUGAGCGCUCGCGAGCACGAGCUCCGUCAGCGCACGUUGGACUGGACGCGCGUUGUCGACGACCUCAGAGCGCAACUGGACGAGGCAAAGGGUGCACGCGAUCGGGCGUCGACGCCAUUGCAAGAGCCGACAAAAGACGUUGGCGCUGCGGCGGCAGUGGCGUCGUCGACCGCUGUCAAACAGUACCAACGGAUCUGCUUGAAGCUUCGCGACAAGCUGAACGCGAUGACAGAGAAGAAAGAAAAGAGUCGAGCGGACGCCAGAAGUUUACAGCAACAAGUCGAUCAGUUAUCGGCUGUUCUCUGCGCACAAGAGAACGCCAGGCGGGAUCUCGAGCGUGACUACAAGACCGCUCUAGACAGUAUGUACGAGCUCAAGACGCAAGCGCGGCAGCGCGACACGCUCCGCAGCGAGUUGGAAGAGCGACUGAAGCUCUGUGCGCCUGUGUCUGGCGGAAAGGUGUGGACGCGUCGGUGCGACCAACAGCGCGUGACCCACGAGCGCGAGAUGACGCUGCUCAAUGGAGAUCUGGCGCACUUGAAAGCAGAAAAAGCCAAUGUCGAAGAGGCACUCCGUCAGGACGUCGAAAAAGAUCUGGUCGAUCUCAAAGAAAGCAACCGCGUGUUACUUGAAGAUUUACAAGAAUGUUACAGGCACUACACCGAGACGUGUCGUGAGAAUAGGAGUCUGAUGAAAGCUGCGAGGGUUUACAAGUCGGCCAUUGCCGUUCGGGACGCCGACGUUCAAAAGUAUACUGAGCGGCUUCGCGUUCGCACGUCAAUGAACGUCGUCAGGCAAACUAUGAUCGAGCAGCUCCAGGAAACACGUCACCUGCUUUCGGCAACGUCCAGACGACUGAAAACGACCCCUAUCUGGAGUGAAGACGGUGAGCGGAUACAUGACCAUAUCCUCCAAAUCGAGUCGGUGUCAAAGCAAUGGGGCGGGACUUUCGCCAAAUUCCAAGACUUACAACAGCGAAUGGCUGACAGGCUGUCACGUCGCUACAAUAAGUCGAAACGGCAUCCUCGUUGGAUCGUUGAUGCAAAGCAAGAGUGCUUGAGUUUGCAAGUCGAAGCUUCAAUAUUGUCGAGGACGGUCUGCAGUCUUGUCAGGAUUUUCGUUUGUCCGCAGCAGCUGAUAGCUGCUAACGACGGUGCUCGCACGCUUCAUAGUACGUCGAAUGGAUGUGUACCUGCUUGCCAUAGUCAAAAGCCGACGCAAGGUGAGCGACUCGUUAGCUUAGAUACGCAGCUCGAAAAAGAGGAGACACGUAUACUGCGACAAACAUAUUAG
Hyaloperonospora brassicae is the source of this 1530-nucleotide messenger RNA. The record is from the annotation of a GenBank genome assembly. NCBI's taxonomy places the organism in Eukaryota, Oomycota, Peronosporomycetes, Peronosporales, Peronosporaceae.